UACGGCUCCGCCGUCGCCGUCCUCGCGCCGCCGCCCGCCGCCUCCCCCGGGCGUCACUGUGCGACACGGUCUCUGCACAGCACCUUCCGCGUGUGAUCCGAGCGCGCCCGCGUGUGGUGCCGCCGCCAGCCCCCCCCCCCAUCCCCCUUUGGGAAGGCGUCCCAAGGCUGGCAGGAGCUAGGGGGUCGUGCACGGGGAUUUCCUGUUGUGCUCUCGCGCGCGUGCUCGCCGUCCGGCUGGACGGAUUGUCGGACGUCGACCGUUUCUUCCGCCCGCCGCGCGCGGUCAAGGUGGGUGGGGCUGGGGCCGUGCGCCUCGGCUGCGUUGAAUUAUUUUACGGGCGGUCUCGAAUACCAUAGCCCUUUCGCAGUUUGUUGUGAUCUCCUCCAAUGCUUUUGGUCUGCCGGGCGGAUGCUGGCAGAGGCGACAAUUGUGUAGAUGCUGUCCCGCAGGUUUGCGCCGAUCCACGAGAAGUGGGAGGACACACAAACGCUGCGCGGCGCCACGGCGCACCACGACGGCGUCCCUCCACCGCGCUUACCAGUUGGAGACACAUCCCAAUCCCCAUGUCUUGCAUCACCUCACACCUCGGUGCCGAUCUUGAGGAUGCCUUAGGUUUCUGAGGGCACAUCCCUGAGAUUUUCGCCGCCUCUGCCUUGCCGGCUUUCGGGAUCGGAAUAAGUUCGGAUUUGGCUACGCGCGUGGGGCCGGAGACGCCGCUGCCCCGCUGCCCCACCGAGCGGCUCGCGCAGCGGCGCAGGCGGGUGGACCCCUGCUUGCGGCCGGUGGUGGCGGACGACGCCAGUCCUCCGAAGGGUUGACGUCCUCAAUCCCGUUCUUCUUUCCCUCUCCCAAAUCCUCCCGCAGACUCUUUCGGGCGCUUUUCUCUCAACCGCGGAGCGAUCAUCAAUUUUUUUUUGCGGCGCCCCCCCGGCGUGCUCGCCCAUGGCAUGCCGCGUUUAAUCUUGUCGGGCGUGUUGUCGACCAUGUGACGCCACGGAGCUGUCAGCCGCAUGCCGCGCAUGCAGGCCGAUGUUUGAGCAGUCGUUGCGUUUCGAGGUCGCCCUCCGUGUCCCAUCCUCUCCCUUUCCACCUCAUCCAUGUCCUCCUCUUCCUCCUGGGGGAUAUCAGUCCCAGCUGGCGUGGAGCUGGAGGUCGAUCCUCCACCGUCAGCACAACCACAGGGGCAGCAGCAUGAUCGAGUCGUCGACCCUUCGUCCGAGUCGUCGUGUACCGUCGAAGCUGCUGCCCCAACAUCUCUCCCUCUUGGACCGCGCGAUGCGGAAGAGGAAGCAGCCUGUUCAUUGUUUGGCUUGCCUGGUGAGAGUCCCUCCCAGCAGGCCGUGCAGCAGGCAUCUGAGCCAGCCUCGUCGGCUGGAGCGUUCGGCCGAGACCGAGCUGCCUCCGUCCUUGAAGAGGACGAGGCCUCGCUCGUCGCCGUCGCUGCACUACAGUCUGACGACUCAGACUAGGAGAUGCAGCAUGCGUCCUCCGCGUGUGGCGCGUCUCGCCCUGACCUCAUUCUUCUCUGGUCGUGGGCUUAGGGGGGCAGGCGGUGAGCCACAGGGGAUCCUCCCCUCCUGUGGGAAAUCGCCCCGUGGCUUUCGCGCCUGCCCUCCUAUCUUCGUUUCACUGCUCGCUGGCCUGCUACAGGCCAGAUAUCAGGGGGCGACGACCUCUGGGCGUCGAUGUCGAACAAAUCCUCCUGCUCGUUCUCUUCCCCCUCCCUUCCAU
This is a messenger RNA of Prorocentrum cordatum, 1734 nucleotides long. NCBI's taxonomy places the organism in Eukaryota, Dinophyceae, Prorocentrales, Prorocentraceae. The record is from the annotation of a GenBank genome assembly.